Messenger RNA from Topomyia yanbarensis, 3237 nucleotides. RefSeq names its product bifunctional 3'-5' exonuclease/ATP-dependent helicase WRN-like. Gene Ontology annotation, molecular function: ATP binding; nucleic acid binding; four-way junction helicase activity. Gene Ontology annotation, cellular component: nucleoplasm; chromosome; cytoplasm. Bases 126 to 3158 code for a protein of 1010 amino acids. The record is from RefSeq and is a predicted model, not a curated record. The transcript is spliced from 3 exons. Lineage: Eukaryota; Metazoa; Arthropoda; Insecta; Diptera; Culicidae. Gene Ontology annotation, biological process: DNA replication; telomere maintenance; double-strand break repair via homologous recombination.
AGUUCGUAAGUGGUGGUUGAUCCAUCUUGCCGCAGCGCAAUUUUUGUGUAUAUCGAUAAGAGACGUUUGUGUUUUCGCAGAAGCUUACUAAAUACUAUUAGAUUAAUUGCUUUUACUCAAAGAAAAUGGCCGGAGACACCAUCAAACCGCAACCGGCUCAUUUAACCGUACUGGAAUCUCGCUUCGGGCACUCAAGCUUCCGGCCAAUGCAGUGGACUAUCAUUCACUCGAUUAUAGAAGAACGACGGGAUAAUUGCGUUAUAAUGGCAACCGGUUACGGGAAAUCGCUUACCUACCAGUACCCUUCGGUUUUCCUCCAGAAGCUAACGAUCGUCAUUUCGCCGUUGAUCAGUUUGAUGGAAGAUCAGGUUCUAUCGUUAAAUUUGAGCAACAUUCCAGCCUGCCUGCUAGGAUCUGCACAACGAGCUAAUCCUAUUCCAGACAUCAAAGCCGGUAUGUUCCGGGUAGUGUAUUUAACGCCAGAGUAUGUGACCGGGGAUGCGGGCAAAUAUCUGCUACAGCAAGUAUCCGAUCAGUUGGUACUGAUUGCUAUCGACGAAGCUCACUGUCUGAGCAAGUGGGGACACGAUUUCCGACCGGCGUACAGACAUCUUGGUGUAAUUCGUACGGUUUGUCCUCGGAUUCCCAUUUUGGCAGUGACGGCAACUGCAACGCCCAAUGUUCGUGAAGAUAUUGUGACUAGCCUUGGUUUACGUAAUCCGCAAGUUCUGUGCACUGGGUUCGAUCGACCGAAUCUGGAGCUUCAUGUUAAAAUGAAAGGUUCUCUUGGUGUGUGGGAGGAUCUUCGAGGAUUGCUUAGCAAAAACACUGAAGGCAGCAUCAUAAUCUACUGUCUGACUCGGAAGCAAACGGAAGAGAUUGUGGAGCUGUUGAAAAGCAAACGGAUUGAUUGUGAACCGUAUCACGCGGGCCUUUCGCUGAAGCAGAGGCGAGAGGUGCACGAAAGUUUUGUCCGAGACCGCAUUCAGAUUAUUGUAGCUACGAUAGCUUUCGGAAUGGGAAUCGAUAAACCGGAUGUUAGACUGGUCAUUCACUACGGUGCAUCGAAGGAUUUAGAAAGUUAUUAUCAGGAAGCCGGUAGAGCUGGCCGGGAUGGACAACCAUCCAAGUGUAUUAUGUUUUGGAGUCGCGCUGAUUUCAAAACACAUGAGUUACUACGAGAAUAUAAUCAGGGAGGAGUUCAGAAAAAUUUGGAAGCUUUAUCAAAGAAGAUGCACGAAUAUUUGGACACAAGAGACUGCAGACGGCGGUUUAUCCUAAGAUAUUUUGAAGGAGACAAUGUGAAAGUUGAACCUCGUAAGCAAUGCUGUGACAACUGUGAUCGGACGGUUAGUGGAGUAAGGGACAGUGAGCGAUACGAAGGAAUCGACGAAAACGGAAAUUAUGAUUUUAGUAAAGACACGGAACAUUUGUUAAAAGCUAUCGAAGCUUUCGGUGGUGGUACAGGGAUUGCGCUGCCAAUCGCACUGCUGCGCGGCUCCAAAAGCAAGAAACUUAACGAUCAUUAUCUAAAAAAUCCCCUGCACGGUGUCGGGAAGUCACGAGAUGAGGACUGGUGGAAAGCGUUGGCCGUUUUGCUAGAAAGAGAAGGGUUUUUGAACAAAAUUAAAUUGCCAAAUAAUUAUAACAAAUUUGCUCUGAUUUACAAGAUACAACCUACUCCGAAGGCGAAAAAAUGGCUCGAAACUCCAAACCGAAAAUUGUCAAUGAAACCAACAACCGAGAUGUUCAAAUCGCUACGAUUUGUUCGAGCGCAACCACUAUAUGAAACAACAUCGGACUUUCAGAGCCAGCCAAAGACGCUCCCAAAACUACUACCACCACCUGUCAGUGGAAGUUCUCGUAUACUGGAGCAAACAGUCGCGCAAAAACAGGACUUUAUUCAGGAUAUGGUGAAGAUUCUCUUGAAAAAGCGCUCCGAGCUGGCCACCUCUUACGAAUGUAUGCCUUACAUGAUUGCUUCGAAUCUAGCCCUUCACCAGAUGGCUACCAUUCGACCGCUGAAUUUGGAGGAAAUGAAGCAUGCCAAGUUAGAUGGGUUCUCAGAUAUUAAGAUUCAAAAAUUUGGCAAAGAAUUUUUGUCUUGCAUUCAGCAAAAACUGAACUUCUUACCCGGUAACAGUGACAGUAGUGAUGGAUUGUCCGUCAUGCAGCGGGCUCUGCAGCGGAACCCACUGACGAAAGGUAAGUUCUCACCAACGCAGCAAACAACUUGGAACCUCUGGUUAGAGGGUCGUUCGGUAGCGGAUAUUGCCAAGUUUCGAGGGCUGACUGAGACAUCAAUUGCUAGCCAUUUAUGUGAGGCAAUCAAACAUGGCUUUCCAUUUGGCUGGAAAGAAUUCGCCCGAGUGGACGUCGAUCGUGGUUUGUUUGAACACAUCAAAUCGAAUCUUCCAUCCACUCUGGAUGGCAUAAAGCUAACUGAUAUUAAAAAUCAAUGCCUCCCACAUGUUACAUUCGAUCAAAUAAAAUUGGUUCUGGCAUAUGUUCACGUAAGGCAACACCUACAAUCGCUACAUGUUCAGUUGGAAGAUGAUGUUGCUCCAACGCCUACAGCAAAACCGGUUCCACCCGCAGACAAUCUUUGGGGUGAUGAAGACGACGAGGAAUUAUCUGUCGGAGAUAGCAGCUUCGUGGAAAUUGAUCGCAUGUGCGAGGAAGCAAGCAACAGCCAGAAGGAGAAUCAAAAGCCCCAAACUACCGAAUGUAUCAGCAUUGAUGACGAGGAAGAAGAUUUCGAUUUGGAUGAAAUUGCUGCACUGGAACAGGCAGUUAUAAACGGGGGUGAUGCGUCCUUUAGUGGAGGUUCUAAUGUUCAAGCCGAGAGUACUACGAAAAAUAGUUCUAAAUCAAGGAGAAUCAUUUACGAUGAUAGUGAUGAUAGCGCUGACGAAUCAAUGGGUCCGAGUCCAGAAAAACAGGCUAAAAUUGAGCAGAUAGUAGAGGCAGUAGAGCCAUCUCCAGAAAAACCAACCGAAGCUGUUAAACCAACUUUCAGAUUCAAAACGGCUAGCAGUGCGGCAGUGUCUGGAAGCAGGCUAUCCAACAAACGAAUAAUUUACUAUGAUAGCGAUGACGAUGAUGAUGAUGAUGUAGGUAAAAGAGAUGCGCUGCUGUUGCCGAGGAGAAAGAUUUGAGCAACAAUUGCUUCGACACAAGGCAUUAAAUGCACUUUUGAGGUUAUGUUUCAAAUAAAUGUUUUUUAGUAAAAAAUAU